CUGCAGCGGGAGGAAAUGUUUCGGAAGUGGACAAGCAGGCCGGAGAAGGAAUCGAUGGAAAAGGGCGGAGGAGAGGCAGCUACCGGGGCAUUGAGGAAAUGAUAAACCACCGUGACUUUUAGCGGAAGCACCAUCUAGACAAAAAUAAAGUCAGUAUUGCAGGCUUGACAGGCCAUUUGAAUCUCUCCGGUGAACGUCAUAUGGCCAUAAGACCGUGUCGUCCUGAUGUAUCCUGGACAGGCUUCAGCUGUACUGCAGUAUUGGGUGAUCAUCUGCCCGGAGUGGAAACAAGCAAGAUCAAUCGGUGCCCGUUUGCUCAGCUUCUACAAGAGAACAGCAGCUCCUGUCCUUCAGAAGAGUCCCUCUGACGUCACAGGCUUGGCGGCGAAUUGGAGUUACAGGGGACAUGCAUCAGGGGUGAGGGGGCUUCGCUGCGGGGGACACACACAGCGUCGGGUGAGGAGGGGUGAGGAGAUGAAGCUCAAACAGCGUGUGGUGGUGCUGUGUGCCGUGCUCCUCCUGCUGGGCCUGGCCAAGAUCUUCCUGCUGGAUGGAGGCGAGGGAUCUGUGGCCAGCCGACGAGACCUGAGAGCGUUUCGCAAGAUGGAAGCUGGCCUCACGCUGUCUCGGGCGGCCCGCCUCACCCACACCCUCCAGUCUCCUUGGGAGAUAGCGAGCCAGUGGGUGGGCCCCAGAGAGGUUUACCCCGAGGAGACCCCGGAGCUGGCUGCUGUGCUCAUGGCCCUCAGCAGUGCCAGGGUAGAGAGAGCAGACGUGGGCUAUAAGGGCACGCAGCUCAAAGCCCUGCUGGUGCUGGACGGGGGGCAGAAAGUGGUCUUCAAGCCCAAGAGAUAUACCAGAGACUACGUGGUGGAAGGCGAGCCAUACGCAGGGUAUGACCGACACAACGCAGAGGUGGCUGCUUUUCACUUGGACAGGAUCCUGGGCUUCAGGAGAGCUCCUCUAGUGGUUGGGAGAUACAUCAACUUGCGAACAGAGAUUAAGCCGGUCGCCACGGACCAGCUGCUGAGCACCUUCCUCAUGCAGGGUAAUAACACAUGUUUCUAUGGAAAGUGUUACUACUGUCGGGAGAGCGAGCCAGCGUGUGCAGAGGGGGAGAUCAUGGAGGGGUCUUUAACCCUUUGGCUGCCGGACGUCUGGCCGCUGCAGAAACACAGACACCCCUGGGGACGCACGUACCGAGAGGGGAAACUGGCCAGGUACGACUUUGGGAACCCAGCUUUGGAUGAGCGAAGCAUCCUUGCUCCGCUCUAUCAGUGCUGCAUGGUCCGUGUUUCGACGUGGAACAGGCUGAACCUGCUGAGGAGUGGAGCUCUGAGCUCAGCGAUGCGCCAGGCGCUGGCCUUCGACCCCAUCGCGCCCAUCCUGGCUGAGCCCCACCUCGCCGCCCUGGACAGGCGUCUGUCGGGCAUCAUAGCAACGGUCAAGCAGUGUAUGGAGACGCAGGGCCCCGACAACACUCUGAUAGAGGACCAGAUUAUCCUCACACACCCCUAGACACAAGGGACAGGAGAGCACAGCGGGACAGGAGCAGCCAGGAGCCUCAGAGUGAAGGUGGCUUCAGAGGCAGAGAGUGAAGGAUCCUCAGGGCACAACAGAGCCUCUUUUCCCUGGUCCUGUCCAUGUUUUUCACUUUGAUUCGACUGGAGAGGCUCUCUAAAAGGAAUCACUGGACUCAAAGUGGUGUCACCUUAGCUAUAGAAACUUUUUCUCAGGACUGUUGAACACCACAGGAGGGUAUCCGCUGUGAGAACGCCUUCCUCUGCUAUUCCUGCCUCGUGCCAAAUUCUGCCUCCAAGUCCAGCUUCUUUUGCAGGAGUGAACUAAGGAGGGAGCCUGAAACUCAGAGAGAUGGAGACACUAAAAGGAGCAGGAUGGAAUCUGAAAAUGAGCCACCAAAGUCUCGAUGAAACAAACUGUUCAGGCGUGUUGCAGACUAUUAGAAGUUUACAGUCCAAGAAACUGAAAAUGAACUUCCUGUUGAAUUAACAGGAAAUGUUAGAACUGAAAAUGUUUUUAUUGUUUUUUUUUCCCUCAUUGAAACUUUGAUUGGAAGGAACAGAGGAUUCAACCUUCCCCCAUCAUUGUGUACAUAUUUAACUAAGUAGUGACAUAGAAUUAUGAGACAAUACAUUUGGGAAUUAUAAUAUUAAAUGACGGUUGGUGGGGGUGUGUGUGAGUUUGCGAGCGUGUAUGUGUGUAUGGAAGAGCGCCAUAUUGUGCCGUAAAUUAAAAAAAAGCUACUGAUAUGACAGACUUGAAGAGAGGGGACAUGGAGGGCUGGGUGUGGGUUCAUCUUCAACAUUAAACUAUGAUCUAUUUAUUAUUGGUUCUCUCU
Molecule: messenger RNA, 2359 nt
Organism: Notothenia coriiceps (black rockcod)
Lineage: Eukaryota; Metazoa; Chordata; Actinopteri; Perciformes; Nototheniidae
Gene: fam20b
Product: FAM20B glycosaminoglycan xylosylkinase
Exons: 9
Coding region: 226-1518 (430 amino acids)
Biological process (GO): proteoglycan biosynthetic process
Cellular component (GO): Golgi apparatus
Molecular function (GO): phosphotransferase activity, alcohol group as acceptor
Source: RefSeq, a predicted model, not a curated record